Rhipicephalus microplus (southern cattle tick) is the source of this 3486-nucleotide messenger RNA. Its product is annotated as RNA-binding protein NOB1. Gene Ontology annotation, molecular function: RNA endonuclease activity. Gene Ontology annotation, cellular component: preribosome, small subunit precursor. Gene Ontology annotation, biological process: maturation of SSU-rRNA; ribosomal small subunit biogenesis. Lineage: Eukaryota; Metazoa; Arthropoda; Arachnida; Ixodida; Ixodidae. The record is from RefSeq and is a predicted model, not a curated record.
GGGCAAGAACUAAGCCAAGCCACGUGCAAGUCGAGUAGCUGCUUUUUGCGACAGCAGCGUGUUCUGCGUGGGAUCGGAGCUAGCGGUGUGAGUGAGAUCCUGAGUUAGAGAUGGAGCCUGUCAAGUUGUCAUCAAGUGCACGCGUGAAACAUUUGGUCGUUGAUUCCGGAGGUUUCAUAAAGAAUGCGGCUUUGCAGGAAAUCGGUGAAAAUAUCUACACACUGGCCGAAGUUGUCAAUGAAAUAAAGGACAAAGCAACAAAACAGAGGCUCCAAGUUCUUCCGUACAAGUUGGUGUACAAAGUUCCAUCGCCGGAAGCAAUAAAGAUCAUGACGGAGUUUUCUAAGCUCACUGGAGACUAUCCAAGUUUGUCAGCAGUUGACAUCAAGGUUCUUGCUCUCACGUACAUGUUGGAGAAGGAGCACGUGGGGACAGACCAUCUUUCCGAAAAACCGAAGAGUAUUGAGGUGAAGACAACUGGGGACCCAAGAGACUUGGUUUGUUCUCCGGGUUUUUUCAGCACCCACGCGGUUGCAGAUGCAGAAAAGUCUGACCCUGUGGAGCCUGCUGGAUCUCCGGAUGGCCGCAGUGAGGAAAACUGCAGUGAGGAUAAAACAGAUUCAGCAGAUGAAGACUCAAGUGAUGAUGAGUGGAUAACGCCAAGCAAUAUCAGCGAGAUAAAAAAAGAAAUGGGUUUGCUAACUUUGGAAGAGGUGUCCAUACCAGUGGCAUGUAUAUCAACAGAUUUUGCUAUUCAGAAUGUCUUGAUUCAGAUGGGUUUAAAAGCAGUUUCUGUUGAUGGGAUGGCUAUCAGGCAUGCAAGAACAUUCGUCCUGCGCUGCCAUGCAUGCUUCACCAUCACAAAAAUAAUGACUAAACAGUUUUGUCCUGCUUGUGGCAAUAAGACGCUGAAGCGUGUCUCAGUGGCUGUAGCAGAGGAUGGCUCUACAAAGCUCUACAUAAACUACAAAAGACCUAUAAAUAUUCGUGGAACACGGUACUCUCUCCCCAUGCCUAAAGGAGGGAAACAUUCAACAGAUCCCAUUUUGUGUGAAGACCAACCAGUCCCGCAGAACCGGUUAUCGAAAAUGGCCAUGAGCCGUGUCGAUGUACUAGAUGCAGACUAUCUUUCUAGAAACUCACCAUUCAAAAUUAACGAUGUGUAUUCACGUUCUGCCCACCUCAACAUGCGAGCUAAUUCUCAAGGAUCUCGAAAUCCCAACCAAGUGAAACGCAACACAGGAAAUCAUAAGAAACGAAGAAAUUGAACACACUCAUAAGAGCAGCACAGGUGAAAUCAUUUAAGCAUAUGUCUAGCAAAACAUCUUGGCUAUCCUAUUUGUACCAAAAGAAAUAUGACUGAUGAUUACACAAGCUAUUUGUUGCAAUAUGCAUGCCAAUGCAGAACGACUAGCAUUCUGGUUUUGGAAUCCAAAGUAAAAUGUGUGCUAAUGUGAUAAUUAAGCCAAACAGGACACAGUGUAUUCUGUUAGAACUACAGUUAAAGUAUUUAGGCUAAAUCAGGGCUGGGAAAUUUUUCUUUCUAUGGUUAUGUGUACAAGCUCUUCACAAAUAAAUGUGGGAUUGCUGAAAAUUUGCAAUUGACAAGAACCCAUUAAAGUAUGUGAAAGCUGUGGCGAGUUUUCUUGUUAUGUUGUGCCGAGGAAUCGUUUUUUUUUAUGUUCAACAUUAUGCAGUCUCUAAGAAGUGGUAACUAUAUGCAAGGAAUAGUGUAGCAUAUAGCUGCAUGCUAAGUUCAUCACUAGUUUUUAUUAUGUAUGUGGGACCAUAUGCUACUCUGCAAAUGCCAUGCACCUGGGUUCUGUGGUGAUGUGUAGCUUUUCUUAAACACAAAGCUCCACAUGCCUUGGAGUGUUUUUUGAAAUUGUGAAACACGAGCUUUUACGAAUUUAUUAUUGUGUGACUGCAUCAAAAGCAUAAAUGUUUCACUAAUUGACCAUCCUUGCCUUCAUCUGGGAGGUAUGCAUUGUACUGGGAACCUUCUCGCAUUUUUAAAGCAGCGUACUCGUCUUCUGAGGACCAAUGGUCACAGGUAGCAUGCUAAGUGGUCGGUUUUCUCUUUCAAUAGUGUUCUUCACUGCCUUACACAGCUCUAUUGUGGUAAUGCUUAAAAGCAAGUACGUCUGUAUGGUAUCUGUCAUGACUUAUGAUAGCCAUCGCCAGUGGCGUACCAACUCUUUCGCGAGUGAGGGAGCAAACCUACCUCACCUGUCGUACGGGAUAUAUAUAUAUAUAAAGAACUUUAUCAAUGCGCUCACCCUUUGAUAUAAAUUUGUCAAUAUAAAUUUGCAUACACAGAGGUGACACGACGCACAUUAAGUACCACGAAGUUCAGUCACACUAACAGGCUGAGGAAUGGCGCUCUUAGCCCAAUUUUCGUGUCCAAUAGGUGAUGCUCAUCUUGCUAUCACGUCUCUUUCUCAAAUUAAGCUUAAGCAGUUAACAUUUACAGAUACCACAAAAGUUUAAUCAAUUUAUCAUGAAUAUUAGCCGUCAACAUGGAGAUGUACCAAGCGUCAACGAAGAUGCAUCCCCGCUGAACGGGGAUAUAGCUGUCAAACACCAAAACAUACAUAAGGCAAACCCUCGAUCCUUUAUCGAUAUUUUAUAAACAUUUAAUUACCACUUUAAAGCCCUGUUUUACUUUCGUGUUAUAUGCCGAUUCCCAUGAUGGAGGGACCAACCAUGAUUUUUCAAGGAAUGAUUUCUGUUAUAUUUUUUCAUUAAUAUUACACUUUCUUGCAUAUGAUCAGGCAUGUGUGUAAUACAAUUUGCUUUAUUUGCUAAUAGUCUAAUUACUGUUACUGAAGCAUGCAAUUAUUAAUAAUAUUGCUAUUGUUAUAUAACUGUUAUUAACUUAUCAAUGUCUCAACCCUUUUUUAAAAAAUGUAUCAUUUGUGGUGUCAGGGGCGUAGUACAUUGUUUACAUUCAUUGUAUUUGUAUCAAAAUUUCUUAACGGGCCCCCAGGCGCCUGCAUAAAUACACCAACACAAACGGUCUAAAUAAAAUUGUUCUUUAGGCCCGUGUGCUCAGGCUUGGUGCACGCUAAAGAAGCCCAGGUGGUCGAAAUUUCAGGAGCCCUCCACUACGGCGUCUCUCAUAAUCAUAUGGUAGUUUUGGGACGUUGAACCCCACAUAUCAAUCAAAAAUUUUCCUUUGAAAGAGCAAAGUGUGGGCAAUUAUAACGUUAAACUAUUCCUCGUUGCUUCCUUUCGAAAUGAUCACGCUGUAUAUUGAAUUCAAUCGAGUUUAUUGUGCAACAAGGUUGCGCGGAAACCAGGUGAAAAAGCUGCACUGAGCAGCUUGAGGGGAACCUUGAGGGAAUAUUGGUGUAAACAGCCUUUGUCAUGCACACUGCACCAGCUUGUUACAGGAGGCAACAUGUGACGCAAAAAUGACCCAUUGCGUAAUGACCACGUAUGCACGACCACGUAAAAAAUAAGAGAAUAAACCAUUUUUGAUAC